This is a messenger RNA of Thalassophryne amazonica, 1781 nucleotides long. Its product is annotated as cytochrome P450 2K4-like. Gene Ontology annotation, molecular function: oxidoreductase activity, acting on paired donors, with incorporation or reduction of molecular oxygen, reduced flavin or flavoprotein as one donor, and incorporation of one atom of oxygen; iron ion binding; heme binding. The transcript has 9 exons. Gene Ontology annotation, biological process: xenobiotic metabolic process. The record is from RefSeq and is a predicted model, not a curated record. Lineage: Eukaryota; Metazoa; Chordata; Actinopteri; Batrachoidiformes; Batrachoididae. The coding region runs from base 34 to 1593 and encodes 519 amino acids. Gene Ontology annotation, cellular component: intracellular membrane-bounded organelle; cytoplasm.
CGUCGGCGCACGCUUUGCCUUCGAGUCACACUCAUGUCAGAUCUUCUUCUCCAGUCCAGUUCCCUGUCCUUGUUGGGUCUUCUGGUGGUCCUACUGAUCAUCUUUUCCAUUUCCUAUGCCUUCAAAUCCCAGACAGAUGGGACAGGUCCACCGGGACCCAGACCACUUCCUGUGCUCGGGAACCUGCUGCAACUGGAUCUGAAGAGACCCUACAACACCUACAUGAAGCUUUGGAAGACGUAUGGCUCCGUGUUCACGGUCUACUUUGGACCCAGGAAAGUGGUGGUUCUGGCAGGAUACAAGACAGUGAAAGAGGCUCUCGUCAACUAUGCUGAGGAGUUUGGACAGAGAGAUCCUUUCAUAAUACUGGGUGAAAUUAGUCAAGAACACGGUGUUACGUGGUCUAAUGGGGCCUCUUGGAAGGAGAUGAGACGGUUUUCACUGACCAACCUGAAAGACUUUGGGAUGGGGAGGAAGGUGUGUGAGGAGAACAUCAUUGAGGAAUGUCAUCACCUCAUUGGAGUGCUGAAGAAACUUAAAGGAGAAGCUUUUGACACGAGCCAACCACUAAGUUACGCCGUCUCCAACAUCAUCUGCUCCAUAGUGUACGGCAGCAGGUUUGAAUACGACAAUCCAGAGUUUACGUCUCUGGUGAACGGAACGACCAGAGUACUUCAACUCGUGGGCUCUCCUGGAGCCAGGGUGUACAGUGUUUUACCCUGGAUUGGAAAAUGGUUUUCUGACGUGAAGGAACUCUUUAAACUGGCUGCUUCCAACAAGAAACAAAGUUUAAAGUUCAUCAACUGCCUCAAGGAAACUCUGAAUCCAAAGAUCUGCAGAGGUUUUGUCGAUGCCUUUCUGGUUCACAAGCAAAACCUGGAGAAGUCUGGGAUGACCAACAGUCACUACCACCAAGAAAACCUGCUGAUGACGGUCUCUAAUAUAUUUGGUGGCGCCACCGACACGACGUCUGCUACCCUCAGAUGGGCUCUGAUACUGAUGGCCAAACAUCCAAAAAUACAGGACCAGGUCCAGGAAGAGCUGGCCAGGGUGGUGGGACAUCACCAGAUACAGUUCCAGGACAGGAAGCAGCUUCCGUUCACCUACGCGGUUAUCCAUGAGAUCCAGAGACUGGCCAACGUCAGCCCCUGGGCCGUUCCUCACAGAACCAGCAGGGACGUGACCUUCCAGGGUCACUUCAUUAAGAAGGGUACCACAGUGUUCCCUUUCUUGAUGUCAGUCUUGAAUGAUGAGACCGAGUGGGAGUGUCCACACAGCUUUAACCCCGCCCACUUCCUGGACAAAGAUGGCAAAUUUGUCAAGCGAGACGCCUUCAUGCCUUUUUCUGCAGGACGGAGGAGUUGUAUUGGCCAGAGUCUGGCAAGAAUGGAGCUCUUCAUGUUCUUCUCCACCCUCCUCCAGCACUUCAGAUUCAUUCCUCCACCCAGAGUGUCAGAGGAUGACCUGAGUCUGACCCCCCGCGUGGGCUCAGCCAUCCACCCGUCACCUCAUAAGCUUUGUGCCAUCUCCCGGUGUGUGGGGGGGGGCGUCCAGUGUUACGGCGGCACAUCUGUCAGAGAAUUGAGUCCAUGAGAUUGUGCAACGUUCUGCAUCGGGCUGGAAGAUGUUCUGUCCAGACUCGUGAUGUCUAUCAGAGUACAAUUUAUUUUGUGUGUGAAUUUAAAAAAGUAAAUCAAAAACUCUGAAUCUAAUCACAACCUCUGAUGGAACUCGACCAAUUGUUUUGCUGCAGAAAUCAGACCUAAUCAAACCAUCAAAUC